Saccostrea echinata is the source of this 15199-nucleotide messenger RNA. RefSeq names its product low-density lipoprotein receptor-related protein 1-like. The transcript has 84 exons. The record is from RefSeq and is a predicted model, not a curated record. NCBI's taxonomy places the organism in Eukaryota, Metazoa, Mollusca, Bivalvia, Ostreida, Ostreidae. Gene Ontology annotation, molecular function: protein binding; calcium ion binding.
AGUCAACAUCAUUCAAACGCUCUUAGUGGAAACUUCAGCAAGGCACAUGGUGUGGGAAUGCAAUGGAUAUACUGUGAAUUUCCUAUGUGUGUGCAAAUCAUCAGAUUAAGUAAGAGUGCAACUAAAAAGGAUUAAGGAAGGCUCUAAGCCCGCCAUGCAGGCGAAAUUGCCGUCUGCACUUUUCCUCACCGUGUUUUUAAUUUGGGUAACUGCCGUCACAUACUCUAGAGGUGAUGUAGAGUGUCCAGAGAGUGCAGGUUAUUGGACGUGUCAUGAUGGGAUAGAGGAAAUCCAUAGCUGUUGGAAAUGUGAUGGAGCACAAGACUGUGAUGAUGGGUCAGAUGAAUCCGAUUCAGAAUGUGUCACUACUUCAAGAAGAAGGAGAUCAACAGACAAUACUCCCUUCAAACCUCUAUCACCGUUCCUCAGAUGCAAUCCAAACUAUGAGCGGUGUCCAGGAGAAGAGCUGUGCAUUCCACUGUCCAAAUUCUGUGAUAAACAUAAAGACUGUGAACUCGGAGGUGAUGAGACCAGUUGUAAUGUGACUUUUUCAACAAGCUGUGAUAAAUUGAAUUGUGCGUAUAAGUGCACACAGACCAAAGAUGGACCGAAGUGUUACUGCGAUUCUAGUUUAUUCAUGAUGUCAAAAGAAAAUAAAUGUGUCAACUAUAACCCAUGUGAUUAUCAUGAAGGGAUCUGUGACCAAAAAUGUUCAUACAAUAGUUCCUCAAGGCAAUUCUCAUGUUCCUGUACAGAUAAUUAUGGGAAGGAUGGAACUCAUUGUAUUCCAUUGAAUGAACCAAAGACUGAGAAGACAUAUCUCUUGGUGGCUGCCUCAGAGGUUUUAUUACAGUUAAAUCUUACAUCAGAUCCCCCCACACUAAGUCACAGCAGUAAUGAAGCACAUUAUAUCAGAACUGUUGACUUUGAUCACAGAAAAAAACUAGUAUGUUGGAUAAUGUAUGAACCACCACCUAUAGCAAAAUCAACCAUGAAAUGUAUGAACCAGUCAACAACAUCCAAUGUCAUUGAAAUUUUCACUCAAGUCACAUUAGAAACAAUCGAAAACUUUGCCUAUGACUGGAUUACUGGAAAUUGGUAUUUUGUUGAUGUUGUCAAUGAUAGGAUCAUCUUAUGCACCUUUGAAGGGGAGAAUUGCGCAACCAUUCUGAAAUUUGAGGAUGAAACUCCACAGACUCUUGUACUGGAACCAAAUUUAGGGCUGAUGUUCUAUACAUUGAGAUCUAAGUCUAAAGGUUGGAGCAUAAACCAAGCCCACCUUGAUGGUACUAAAAGUAGUGCUUUAGUGGAGGGCAUAGAUGAGCUGAUUAAUCCAUAUGGAAUGACCAUCGACUACCCAAACAAACAACUAUACUGGGUAGAUUCCGCUAAAGGCACUGUAGAGAGAAUCAACAUCAAUGGAGAGACAGUAAAAAGAUACACUGUUACUAGGUUAGAGGCCAGGAAAUCAAGAGGCAUUUCCAUCCUUGGGAACUUUAUAUAUGUGACUGGUGAUGAUGUGAAGUUAACUCGUAUUCAUCGCUGGGAUAGAUCAGUCAAAGUGACCAAGUACAUGAACAUCAGGAUGCAUGAUUCUUACCAACUACAGAUCUACCAUCGACUGCGACAGCCCAUCAACCCAGAUGUCAACAUUACACAGUGUGAAGCUUUGGGCUGUAAACAUCUAUGUGUGAAUGUACCAUCAGAAGAUGGACUGGUUGCCAAGUGUCUGUGUGAAGCUGGGUAUCAACUGGCUAACGAUUUAAAGGACUGUACAAUGACUCCAGAAUGCAGUCGGUGUAAAAAUGGCCAGUGUGGAGAUACUGAUAAAAAGGACUGUCAGAUAAGCUCCAGCUGUGAGGAGGGAUACAGAAGAUGUCCAUUAAAUGAAUGUCUGAUGGCAAACUGGUGGUGUGAUAGAGAGCCUGACUGCAAGGAUGGGGCUGACGAAUUGUUCUGUCAUAUAAGGGAGAGAACUUGUGAUGAGAUGACAGAGUUUACUUGUGUUAGCAGUAGACAAUGUAUUGACAGGGAGUUCCAGUGUAAUGCUGUAGAGGAUUGUAAAGAUGGCUCUGAUGAGCUUGGCUGUGAUGUGCAUUGUGGUGAGGAUAAAAAAUUCCAUUUCCAAUGUGAUAGCAAAACCAAAUGCCUUUUCAAUGCCAGUAUUUGUGAUGGCAAACCAGACUGUCUUGAUGGCACUGAUGAAAAAAACUGUGGGAAAAACUGUUUGUCCAAUGAAUUCAGAUGUGGAAGUGGAGAGUGUAUCAAUAAGAGGUGGAAAUGUGACCAGGAAAGUGACUGUUUAGAUGGGUCAGAUGAAACAGCUUGUUGGCAUCAGAAAAAUUGCUCUGAGCAUGAAUUCAAGUGUGAGAUUGAUGGCAGCUGUAUACUAAAGAGCUGGCAAUGUGACAGAGAAUAUGACUGCAAGGAUCGCUCUGAUGAAGCCAACUGUACAUACCACACUUGUAAUUAUCCCAAUGUUACUUGUGGUAACAAUGAAAACACCAAGUGUAUCACCCCAAAUCAAAUGUGUGAUAACAAUACAGACUGCCCAGAUAAUAGAGAUGAAAAAGGAUGUAAAUCAGUUAAUAUUAGCUGUAGGAACCACAGUUGUUCUGAUAUUUGUCAUCCUGCCCCACCAGACCUUGUGAGGCAUCCUUAUAUCUGUCUCUGUCAACAGGACAGAGAACUGGGGUCAGACAACAGGACCUGUAAUCCAUCAAACAUUUGUCAGACAUGGGGUAUAUGUGGACAGAAGUGUGAGAAGUCACAGCGAGGGCACGUGUGUUCCUGUAAUAAGGGCUACCACUUGGAAUCUGAUGGCUUCACAUGCAGACCACUUGAUAAUGUGCCUGUUUAUGUAAUAUUUUCUAACCGCCAUGAGAUGCGCAGUGUGGACCUUACAAAUCACAAUUAUGCUGCCCUUGUAUCAGGCCUACACAACACAGUGGCUUUAGAUUUCUAUUAUGCCCAGCAAUAUAUAUUCUGGACUGACGUGGCAGAUGACAAAAUCUUCAGGGGCAAACUACAGGGAAAUGCCUUGACUGAUAUCACACCAAUCGUAGAUAUUGGGCUGGCCACCACUGAGGGUCUGGCUAUAGACUGGAUAGGAGAGAAGAUUUACUGGGUGGAGAGUAAACUCUACCAGAUAGAGGUCGCUGGCAUUAAUGGAGAAAAUCGCACCACACUUAUUGCUGGUAACAUGGUCAGUCCUAGAGCCAUUGUUCUGGAUCCUAGAGUCGGAACCCUGUUUUGGACAGACUGGGAUACAAACAGCCCUAGGAUUGAGACUUGCUCUAUGGCUGGAGAAGACAGACAUGUAAUAUUUCACAUCAGACGGAUUGUAGAAGGGGGUUGGCCUAAUGGAUUAACCAUUGAUUAUGACUUUAAAAGACUCUACUGGAUUGAUGCAAGAUCUGACUCCAUUCACACAGUGACAUAUGAGGGACAUGAUCAUCGUCAGGUUCUACAGGACAGAGAUAAUAUCAGACACCCGUUUGCUCUGACUCUGUUUGGUAACCAUGUCUACUGGACAGAUUGGGGCAUUAAUGCACUUGUCUCAGCUAACAAGUUUGAUGGCUCUAAUGUGACAAUAGUUAAACGAACCAAUACCCAGCCAUUUGACAUCCAAGUCUAUCAUCCCAAACGUCAGUUGUCAUCACCCAAUCCCUGUGCAGUAAACAAUGGAAAUUGUUCCCACCUAUGUUUGAUCAGUUACAACAACACAGUAGGUUGUGUUUGUCCUCAUCUCAUGGAGCUGGCCGCUGACGGAAAAACAUGCAAACCUGAUCAAAGUUUCCUGGUGUUUGUACGGAGAAAUGAGAUCCGUGGAGUUGACCUGGAAAAUGCCAAUUUCAGUGUUAUUCCCACCUUAACUACUCCAUAUGUUAACAAGCCCAUAGCAGUUGAUUACGAUGUCAGUGAUGAAAAGGAGGGACAUUUAUACUGGGCUGACCAAGAAUUAAAGGUCAUAAAUAAAUCACCUCUGUCUGGGUCAGAGGUCAAAACUGUCAUUGACUCAGGAAGAGCAUUGACUUUAGAUGGAUUUGUAGUGGACUGGAUUUCCAAAAAUAUGUACUUUUCCACCUAUAAUGACAAAAUCAAAAGGGGCACCAUUACAGUGGCCAAUCUAGAUGGGGCCUACAGAAAGGAGAUCUUUGUGAAGAAUAGCACCAAAGUCAACUCUAUCACGGUUAGCCCCAUCUCUGGAAAACUUUAUUUCUCUGUCUUUAAUGAGGACAACAUUUAUGGUGCUAAAAUGGAUGGGAGUGAUGUAAAAGCUGAGAUUACAGACGCCAACAGACCAACAAAUUUGAAAUAUAGUGAAGCAGAUGGCAGGAUAUAUUUCCUCAGUGAAAGGAAUAAUUCAAUAAUAGCCUGUGAAAUAUUAAGUAGUCUAAAAUGUGAAAAUAUUUAUAACUCAAGCAGUAACCAAUCAGAAAUUCAGUACACCAUGGCGUUUGCAGUAAAUGGUCAAAAAGGCAUCUUUAUUGCACAUGACCACAAAAUUGCAAAGUUGAGUAAAGGAGAGCAGGGCUACAGCUAUUCUAUUUUACGGGACAAGACAGAUGAUGUCAUAGCAAUGGCUGUUUAUGACAAGUCACAAAGAGUCAAUGAUACCAAUGCAUGCAGAACUAACAAUGGCGAUUGUUCUCAGUUGUGUCUGCCAGUAGGAAAAAACAAACGUGUCUGUGUGUGUACUGCCGGGUAUCAACGCAAAAAUGAAACUUACUGUGUCGGAAUUGAUUCCCUCAUCAUAUACUCUGCUGUGUCAGAGAUUAGGGGGAUCACAUAUGACCCCCAGAACAGUACUGAGGCUCUGCCCUUCAUCUCCCAGAUCCAGAAGGCCACUGCUAUUGACUUUCAUGCAGCACAAGACUAUAUUUACUGGGUGGAGACAUCACCAAAUUACCAGAUUGCUCGUAUCAAGCGUGACCUAACUGGAUAUGAGGUGAUCAUUUCGGAUGAAAUUGGUAGAAUUACAGAUAUAGCUGUCGACUGGAUAGCAGGUCAUUUGUAUUGGACUGAUUCUCAGAGGAAAGUAAUAGAAUUGGUACAGCUAAAGAAGGCCAGCUCUGAUGAAGAGCUCAGGAGAUACGUCGUCAUUCAUGAUGGCUUACAGAAUCCACAGAACAUCGUUCUAAACCCUAAAGAAGGCACUAUGAUUUGGAUGGACAGUAUAAGCAUGACUAUAGAGCAGGCCUCGUUAGAUGGAACAGAUCGUCGUAUUUUGAUGAACUUGACAACCUCCAACAUAUCUGGACUUUCUCUAGAUCAUACAAACAGAAAGAAGUUGUAUUGGUGUGAUAGACAAAAUAGAAUCAUUGUGAGGUUAAAUCUGGACACACGUGAAAAAAUUACAGUCGCUAAAUCGGUAGACUGUUAUUCACUCACAGUUUUCAAGACAAAAAUGUACUGGAUUAAUGUACCUCCAAGUUCUGAUGCCAGCAUACUGAGUCUCUCCAAGGAGGGAUCCUCAAGCCCAUCUACAUUAAUCAAGUCUAAGCUACCAAAGACUCUCAACAGUAUAAAGGUCUUUGACAGACUGGUACAAGCAGACCACGACAGUUAUUUACUGUUUUCUAAAGUAACAGCUAUUCAGAGCUUACAUAUGACGGGAAAUAAAAAUAAGCCAACAGAAGAAAUCUCUGACAAAAUUUUGAUCAGGAAUGUGAUCGCUUUGACUGCCGAUUACAGUCAGAGUAGAGUAUUCUUUAGUGAUAUUCAGCAGUCUAAUAUACAGUCAGUCUGGAUGGAUGGCUCAUCUUUUUCAAACAUUACUACAGUCAUUCCUUCGAUUGGUUCAGUGGAAGGCCUUGCAUAUGAUUCAUCAAACAACACUCUUUACUGGACCAGCUACACAAAUUCCUCUAUUAACCGUGUCAAGAUAAAUCCGGAAACAGGGAAUGCCAGCGGGCCUCCACAGAAACUGAUCCAGUUAUCCACUAGCGAUCAUCCGAGAGCUAUUGUUGUCGAUAGCUGUACACAACAUAUGUUUUGGACAAACUGGCACAGCAGUCAGCCAGGUAUUCAGCGGGCCUUCUUUAGUGGUUACAGUGCUCAGUAUAUCAUAAAAACUGAUAUAAGUACGCCAAAUGGACUCGCCAUAGAUCAUAAGGAACAGCUUUUGUAUUGGAUUGAUGCUCGACUUGACAAGAUUGAGAGGUGUGACUUUGAUGGAAAUAACAGAGUGGUGGUGAUGACGUCAAUCCCCCAGCAUCCUUUUGGUCUGGCCUUGUAUGGGGAUCAUCUCUACUGGACAGACUGGUUACUUCAUGCUGUGGUCCGAGUUAACAAGUACGAUAGCAAUGACUACGCCUUCCUAAGCAAGAAUCUGAAUAGACAGCCAAUGGGAAUUACUGUAUUUGCUAAGGAUGCCAAUGACUGUACGCAGAAUCCAUGUCUGAAUGCAGGAUGUUCUCAGAAGUGUAAGGUGGUAAAAGGAAAUGCAGUCUGCUACUGCAAUGACUCUUAUUUUCUACUUAAUGAUGGAGUUCGAUGUAUAAAAAAUGAGACCAUAGACAACUGUGGAGUUACAGACUUUCUGUGCCAUGAUGCAGAAAAAUGUAUCAAAAUCACUCAAACUUGUGAUAAAAUUCCACACUGUUUAGAUGAAAGUGAUGAAUCUGCUGUUGUUUGCAAUAAGGAGCACUGCCACUCCCAGUAUUUCACAUGUAACAACUACCAGUGUAUUCCUUUUGGGAAACAAUGUGAUGGGAAGUUUGACUGUUUGGAUGGCUCAGACGAGAGAGACUGUCAGUGUAACCCAGAUACAGAAUUCCAGUGUAGGAACAAACAGUGUAUUAAUAGGAAAUACCAUUGUGACAUGGACAUUGACUGUGAUGAUAACUCAGAUGAAAUUGGAUGUGAUUUCAACUGUUCUGCAAUUCAUCAUGAGGAUACUGCCCACUGGGUAUCCUGUAACACAACAUCUCUGUGUAUCAUGGAAUCCUGGAUUUGUGAUGGAAAACGAGACUGUCCUGACUCCGAAGAUGAAAAGAACUGCUCCAAUACAAGUAUAUAGCAUUCAGUAUCACAUUUUUUAUAUACAGAAGGUGAUUGUAAAGGACCAGACAUGUUUCUCUGUAAGGAUGGCAAUCGCUGUAUUCCCAGUGCAUGGAAGUGUGACUUAGACAAUGACUGUUUGGACAAAUCUGAUGAAUUAACUUGUGAUGAUGAUUGUGAUAGCAGUAUGACCAAAUGUUCUGAGGGGACAUGUAUACCAAAAUCUUGGGAGUGUGAUGGUCACCCAGACUGUUUUAAUGGAACAGAUGAAUCCAUUGAUGUCUGUAAUGUCAACAGAACCUGUAAGCAAGAUGAGUUUCUGUGCUUCUCCACCUUCCGCUGUAUAUCAAAAGACUGGCUCUGUGACGGCGACGCUGAUUGUCCUAACAGUGAGGAUGAAGAUGUAGCGAAUGGUUGUGAACCGCUGGCUUGUAGUGAUGACGAGUUUCAAUGUCAAAAUGGGAAAUGUGUUAAGAAGAUAUUUUACUGUGACUCAGACAAUGACUGCUUAGAUAACAGUGAUGAGCCGCCAUUCUGUUCCAAAGGAUGUGCUGUGGGUGAAUUUCAAUGCCAGCAACAUCACAAUUGUAUCAACAGGACAUUGUUGUGCAAUGGAUUUCCAGAUUGUUACGAUCAUUCUGAUGAGAAUACACCCAACUGUCCUCAGAAACCAGUGGAGUGUGAUUUCCUAUGUGACAAUAAUAAAUGUCUGAAUGAUUCCUUGGUGUGUAAUGGACAGAAUGAUUGUGGGGAUAACUCGGAUGAAGCUCCAAACUGCAAUUUUGAUGAAUGUAAAUUUAUGGAGGAAGCAAAGAGGCAUGGCAUUCAAACUAAUUCUCCAUAUUUUAAAAUCUGUCAUCAUAACUGCACUGAGAUGAAGAUUGGCUAUAAAUGCACCUGUCAUCCCGGUUAUGAGCUGGAGGAUAAUGAACACCAUUGUAAAGAUGUGGAUGAAUGUAAGACUGUGUAUCCCUGCUCACACUUCUGUGUAAACACCAUUGGGAGCUAUCAUUGUCGAUGUGCAGAGGGAUUCAAACUAGCAGAGGACUUAAAGACCUGCAGAGUCACUGGGUCCGUGAAACCAUAUUUGAUUCUGGCUAAUGGUUUUUACAUAAGAAACAUCAGCUUCACUGGUUCCCAGAAAUUAAUCCUGCAUAACCUGAACAAUGCUGUGGCUAUUGACUUUGAUUACGUGGAUCAGAUGAUAUACUGGUCAGAAAUUACAGCCACCAUGAGUAAAAUUAGUCGUCUGAACACUACUGACCAUAAAGUCACGGUAAUACAUAAUACCACACUAAGAAACCCUGAUGGUAUUGCUGUGGAUUGGGUUGGCAGGAACAUUUACUGGUGUGAUAAAACAAAAGAUACAAUCGAGGUAUCGCGACUGAAUGGAUGGUACAGGAAGGUUCUUAUUGACAAAGAAUUACAGGAGCCUAGAGCUUUAGAAGUUUUCCCAGCUAAAGGUUUGAUGUUCUACACUGACUGGGGAAAUGAAGCCCACAUUUCCUCUGCCCACAUGGAUGGCACUAAUGUCAAGCGGAUCAUCCACAGAGACCUCUCCUGGCCCAAUGCCCUGACUAUUGAUUAUGUCACUGAGAAAAUCUUCUGGGCAGAUGCUAACCUAGAUUACAUUGCCAUGGCAGACCUUGAUGGUAGUAAUCGACAUGUUGUUAUAGAUUCCAAUGUUCCCCAUGUGUUUGACAUGACCACUUUUAUGGACCAUCUGUUCUGGACAGACUGGGAGAGAAUGAAGAUAGAGACUGCUCACAAAUUCUCAGGGUCAGACAGAAAACCAGUGGCUACUGUGAUUCAUCGACCAAUGGGAAUCCAUGUGUUUCAUCAGAUGAAACAGACAGCUAAGGGAGCUAACCCCUGUUAUAAGAAUGGAGGGUGUGAGCAUCUUUGUUUACUGAAGCCCAGCAGGCUGGGGUUGACCAAAGUUUGUGCCUGUCCUGAGAACCAUUACCUGGCCAGUGAUAAUCGCUCAUGCAUCAUGAACUGUACCAGUUCCCAGUUUUACUGUAAGAGGAGUUCGAAAUGUAUCCCUUUCUGGUGGAAGUGUGAUGGAGUAAAUGACUGUGAGGAUGGCUCUGAUGAGCCACGUGAUUGUGAUGAAUACCCUUGUUCUGUACCUGGAGAGUUUAAGUGUGCACACAGUGGCAGUAAGGAUGCUAAGGACUGUGUCAAUCCAGUGGAGAUCUGUGAUGGAACCCCCCAAUGUGACAAUGGCUGGGACGAAGACCAGUUUGUCUGCCAAAAUUUCACUUGUCUUCCUGGUUUUACUAAAUGUGUAAAUGAGUCUAAGUGUAUCCCCAGCCCUGAUCUGUGUGAGAUGCCCAGCUGUAAUCCUGAGCUGCACAGUGUCAAGUGUACCAAUCAAAAAUGUGACUCAAACAUGUUUAGAUGUGCCAAUGGUCAGUGUAUUUCGUACGUGUGGUGGUGUGAUGGUGACCAGGACUGUCAUGAUGGUUCAGAUGAAGCGGUUAACUGUACGCUGGAGGACUGUAAGGCAGGCUUUGUGAAGUGCAACGAGACCGGUCGUUGUUACCCCGAGUCGUGGCAGUGUGAUGGGGAUGCUGAUUGUGGCCCGGAUGGUUCUGAUGAGAGCCCAGAUGUGUGUGGUAGGAAAUGUGACAAUGAGACUCAAUGGCAGUGUGAGAGUGGCCAGUGUAUCUCUAAAGUCUGGCAUUGUGACUUUGACAAAGACUGUCAUGAUGGCUCAGAUGAAAAGUACUGUAAAGGCGAUGAUUAUCGAAACUGUUCUGAGGCAGAGUUCCGUUGUGCCAAUAGACGCUGUAUACACAAGUCAUACAGAUGUGAUGGAGAGUACAACUGUGAAGACAGCAGUGAUGAAGCCAACUGUAACAUGACUCAUGCCUGUAAUCCAGAGACUGAGUUUUCCUGUAACAAUCUGUGUAUACAAAAAUCCUGGCACUGUGAUGGAGAGAUAGAUUGUCCUGGGGGAGAGGAUGAAAUUAACUGUUCCAUAGAAAAAUGUGACGGUGGCUUUAAAUGUGGUACUGGUGCCUGUGUGCCGUACUCCUGGCAGUGCGAUGGUGAGAAUGAUUGCUCCGAUGGGUCAGACGAGGAAUCACUUCACUGCAAGAAUUUUUCAUGCGGAGAAGACCGAUUCAAAUGCCACACCCACAUCUGUAUAUUUGCCAAUCAGCGCUGUGAUGGCAUUGACAACUGCGGAGAUGGCUCAGAUGAACGCUGGUGUAAACAUGAGCGAUGUUCUCUAGAUGAGUUUAUGUGCAGGAACACAUCGGAGUGUAUACCCAUGUCAAAAGUUUGUGAUAGAAAAAAUGACUGCUUUGUUAAAGAUGAUGAAAGCCCUACUUUGUGUCAAUCUGAAAGACAUUGCUCUACAAACCCUUGCCAGCAUUUGUGUUCUUAUUAUCCCUCUCUGGACAAAUACAAGUGCACAUGUAAACAGGGCUUUGCUCUACAAGAUGAUGGCUUCUCAUGUGUUGAAAUUGACCAGUGUAAGUCCUGGGGAAUAUGCCCACAACAGUGUAAAGUUGUCAAACAAUACGAUGUGCAGAGACCCGCGUGUUCGUGUGAUGUCAACUUCAUGUCAGGUUAUCUGAUGGGGACAAAUAUUCGUACAUGUUAUGCCAAAGGACCAAAGCCGGACAUUCUUUUAGCACAUGAAACUGAAAUCAUCAGAGCUGGUGUCGGGAAAGGUGGAGAUGAAAAGCCACUCAGUGUGAAUGAGCAUUCUCAGGAGAAGAUUCUGUCUAUGGAUAUAGAUGCCACAGACACAAAUGGAGAGCUCAUCCUAUUUACUCUACAGACCAGUUCAAAAAACCGCUCAACUCUGUAUCGUUAUGAAAUAAAUAAAUCAUCCAGAAGAAAAAGACAAAUUCCAACUAAGGUGAUUUCUGAGCUGGCUGAACCUCAUGGUCUGGCUGUAGACUGGGUGGGGAAGAAUAUAUACUGGACAGAUGCUCAGAUACAUAAAAUACAGAUGGCAACAUACAGUGGAGGAAAGAAGAGAACAGUUGUUACCAAUCUACACCAACCCCAUUCAAUAGCUGUCAAUCCUGAACUUGGGAAAAUUUACUGGACUGAUCGUGGAUACCCACCAAAGAUUGAGAGUGCUAACCUAGAUGGAAGUGGUCGCAAGGUGCUUGUUAAAGAUAACAUGAUCUGGCCAAAUGGAAUCACUGUAGAUUACCCUAACAGUCGAAUUUACUGGGUGGAUUCCAAAAAGCAGACCAUAGAAACUGCUGAUAUGGAAGGAAAAGACAGACAUGUAGUCCGACAGUUUAACAAGACAGCCAAAGACCCACCUUAUAUGCUAGAUGUGUUUGAAGAUUUCCUGUACGUUACGUUUUACAAAAGCCAUAAUGUGACACUGAUCCACAAGUUUAACAACUCCUUUGUCAAAGAUAGAGUCAUGUUUAAAAACCUGAAAUAUGUUGGUGAUAUUGUGGUUACACAUCCUAGCAAGCAAAAACAAAUCCAAAAUAACUGUGCAUCCUCCCCUUGCAAGCGUGGCUGGUGUAUCAACAUGCCCCUGUCCAUUGGCGCAAAGUUUAAGUGUGUGUGUAAUGAUGAUUCGCAUUACAAUGAGGAUCAGGGCGAGUGUGUCUUCUAUAAGGACUGUGUCAAUGGAAAUCGCAAUCCCACCACUAAACAGUGUGUCUGUCCUCUGAGAUUCACUGGUGCACUAUGUGAACAUGACUUGUGUAAAGACCACCCCUGUGAAUUAAACAAAGAGUGUUUUGUUGACCAGAAUAAAAACAUUGGCUGUCGAUGUCAGGAUGGCUACAUUGGGAAAAGGUGUGAAAAUCUGUGUUCAGAAUAUUGUAAAAAUGGAGGAAAUUGUACAACAGAUAGCAAAGGAAAUACUGCUUGCAGUUGUCCAGAAAACUACACAGGGGAACAAUGUCUAACAGAAGUAUGUGACAACCAAUGUCAGAAUGGUGGAAAGUGUGUAUUAGACCGCUUCCAUUAUAAGAAGUGUAAUUGUACAAAUGGCUUCACUGGAGCUCAUUGUGAACACAAGCCUUCAUCACCAUGUGCAAACUACUGCAAGAAUGGAGGAAAAUGUAAAUUAAGUGACAAUAAUUUACAAGGAUCAUCACCCUUGUGUGACUGUCUGCUUGGUUAUAAUGGACAGACUUGUGAGAGGAGUGUUUGUGAUAACUGGAAGUGUGGUAGUGAAGGAACAUGUGUAAUCGAUGCAGAAGGGAAUGCAAAGUGUAAUUGUACGAUAUUCUACUCCGGUAGUAGGUGUGACAAUUGUACUUGCUUAAAUGGAGGAAAAUGUUUAGAGAAAAAUGGAAAAACUUCAUGCAGCUGUCCUUUAACUUUCACUGGACAAUUGUGUGAACAUAAAGCUGAGGAAAGACCCAUGUCACAAUCUUCUGAUUCCACGGGCAUUGUCAUCGGUGUUGUCGUCGCAAUCAUCCUUAUCAUUGCUGUCAUCCUGAUCAUUAUUGUCAUCAUUGUCAAGAGAAAAAGACCCAGAAAACCUAAAAGCAGGAAUCCCUUCAAACACCAAAGAAUGAAUGGGAUGGAUGUCCCGAAUCCCAUGUAUCGGGAACGGGAAUCAGAUGAGGAGGGCAGAGAAAUGAACCCUCACUUUCUACAGGAACAUGAGAAUUUCGCUAAUCCUAUGUAUGACCACCGCCUUUACCAAGCAGAGAGUACAGAUGUACUGCUACCAAAGGAGAGUGAUCAAGAAAACAAUAUUAUUGAGGGCAACGGCAAUCUGCGGAUAUAUCGUAAAAAAGACAAAAAUAAGGGCAAAGGGGGCAAAAAGUGAAUGGUGCUGCAUGUGACAAAUGCUUAUAACUUCAUAGAUUUGGACUCUCCCAUAAGAGAGAAAGCUGUCAUAGAAAUGCCUAGCACAGUUUGCUGUUUGCUGUUGAGAUUUACGUGAGAAAAAUUGACUUUGCCAAAGAUUUCUUUAAGUAAUGUUAAUUGCAUUACAAAGAAAAAUUGAUUGCAAUGUGACAUGAUUGUUUUGUAGGUUGUGAAUUUUAAUCAUCAGGGAAAAUAAUCUCCAUUUUUUAUUUUAUCCUUUUUUCAUGGUUUGUGAACAGACAGGAGUCCUAGUGACAUGUUUACAAAUCUUCCUGAGGAAGGAAAUUGAAUUAUAAUUUAUUCCUGUGUUUGAGGUCAUUUAAAAGAAAAACUUCUUCAUUUGGAAAUUUAUCACAGAUACAGGCUAUAAAAAAUAAUCAUAUUGUCCGAAAAGAAAAAUUAAAUAUAAAAUUUAAUAUGCAUUAAUUAAAGCUCAUAAGGCUUCCACAAAUUGACAAUCCAGCAUUUUUGUUUUUACAAUGGUGCUAACCAAACUUUUAUUUUGGAACAAGAGUGAAAAUAUUUUUUACAGUUAUUUUGAUAUCAGUUAAACACAAUGUUGACUACUUAAUAAUGUUUAAAACUGUUUAAUAUCUGUUGUGGUAUAAUGCAUUAAUAGAUGUUUAAUAAUUAAUCAGAUGACAGUGUUGAUUGGAGAAUUUCUUUAUUUGAUUACAAAUGUUGUUGUGAGUUUAGAGUUUAAUGCAUUGUUUAAAUAGAGUUAUUUUUAUUAAAUGCACAUAUGAGUGGGUAUACAAGUCAUAUCAUUACAUUUUUUUCAUUGACUUAGUUUCUGAUUUAUACAUAUUUUCAUUAUGCCACAAAGCAAAAAAAGCACUGUAUGUGUGUUUAAGUAUUUAUACAUUUCAUCCAUCAUGAGUGCAAAAAGUGUGUUGAAUUUCAUUUAUACCUGUAAAUACCUGUAGUUCUCUACCUUUUUUUAAUUAAAAAAAAAGUUUGUUGUUCACUGAAAAUUGAAUAAAGGGCAAAGUGUAUAAAGAACUGGCAUGAAUUAAAUUACAUGUAUAUGCCCUUGUAUGAAAACAAGUUAAGUGUUGUGAUUUAUUAAGUGCUUACAUUUAUAGCUAUUUCAUGUGAAAACCACCGCUUGUAUUAAUCACAAAUCAAAUCAUUACAAUCAAAUAUUAGAUGCCAAAUGUGGAUAUGGCUUAUGUUGCUUCUGACUCUCGGUCCAGCGGAUCAAAGCAGCGAAUGGCCUCUGUUGAUCUUCUCCUGACUGACUUUAAAUCUGUUGGCUUCAAGCUAUGCAAUACCAAUGAAGCAUUAUUGAUGUUGUGACAUGAAUUAACAGUAUUUUCAGGGUUUUUUGAAAAUUUUCCUCACAGAAACAAUGAGCAUGUUACUGAUAAAAGCAAAGAAAAAAAAGAGACUUUUGGUUUGCAGUUUGUAAGAUCUGCUGUUUGUAUAAUUCUAAUCCGGUGAGUAAGGAUCUGAAGUUUUACUGUGCUCGUAAAAAAGUUAAUUGUUUUGAAAAGUAUUUAAUUUUAACUUAGUUCAUACAUUCCAAAAACUUCCUACAAUGUAGUUUAUCAUUAAGGACCACAAAAAAACAGCCAUUGUUAGGUAGUCUAGAGGAUAUAGCUUUAAUGUAUUCCACAGAUAUUGUUAUACACAGAUUUCUAUUUUAUAUGUUAUUUUUUCGGCCUAUUGGUCAUACUUAGAAGGUAUACCAGAAACCUACCAAACAUAUCUAUAGUAUUAUAAGUGUGCUGAUGUGUCAUCUUUGUUGUCAUCGUGUGUGUGUUUUUAUGUGUGUUCCCAUGGCUCCAUUGAAAUCUGAAAUAUGUUGGGGUUUUUUUUAUCCUAAUUAUUUUACCUGUACAUGUGUAUUUUACUCUUGUAAGUUGACAUUCUAGGUUGAGCGAUCUUGUCCUGAAAUUCAAUGAUUUUGUUUUUAGUUUAUUAUCAUAUUGUCCACUACAAUUGUAUACUGUUUUUAUGAUUGUGUAAUAUUUCCCAAUAUGCUGAUUUCUGUAAGUGAAUAUGUUAUUUCAAUCAUAUCAUGUGGUGUCCCUUAGAUUCACAAGAAUAUUGAGCCCUGGUACUAUAAAUAAUUGUUAUUCAUUGUGUACAAAGAGAAUAUAUUCUUCGAACCAUAAAGUUCACUAUGUAAGCACAAAUGCAAUGUUAAUAAAGUGCUUGAUAAAUAUUGUGUUUGUAGAUUGUAUACUAAACAUUUCAUGUGAUGAUCUGAAAACAUCUUUAUUUUUAGUUUAUUAUGAUUAGUAAUUAUAAAGAAAAUAUCUCCUUUCAUUAUAUGUAACCCCAUUUUUGUACAUUCCAUGUUAUUUCUUGUGCUUUUCUCUUUGAGAGAAAUUAUUGAAUACAAACUGAAAUAAAUUCUGCUCUAGGUUAA